Molecule: messenger RNA, 1605 nt
Organism: Polyodon spathula (Mississippi paddlefish)
Lineage: Eukaryota; Metazoa; Chordata; Actinopteri; Acipenseriformes; Polyodontidae
Product: COP9 signalosome complex subunit 8-like
Exons: 7
Coding region: 33-608 (191 amino acids)
Biological process (GO): COP9 signalosome assembly; protein deneddylation
Cellular component (GO): COP9 signalosome
Source: RefSeq, a predicted model, not a curated record
GACUGUCUGUUUUCAUUCUGCAGACCGACAACAUGUCAGAGGUAGUCUUAAUGGACGAGAAUUACAACAAACUCCUGGAGCAAUGCGAGGCACAGGAGUUGGAGGCUCCUGGUGGAAUAGCAACCCCUCAGGUGUAUGGCCAGCUGCUCGCUUUGUAUCUCCUGCACAAUGACAUGAAUAAUGGUCGGUACCUUUGGAAAAGAAUUCCUCAAGCUAUUAAAAUUUCGAACAUGGAGCUGGCAGCAAUCUGGGCAGUAGGGCAGCGGAUCUGGCAGCGAGACGUCCCGGGAAUAUACACAGCCAUUGCAGCUCACCAGUGGUCUGAGUGCAUUCAGCCCGUCAUGGAGGCUCUCCAAGAAGCGACACGGAGGAGAGCCUUUGGACUCGUAGCUCAGGCAUACACCUCUAUCACGGCUGACGAUUUUGCUGCUUUUGUUGGAUAUUCGGUAGAGGAAGCUGUAAAAGGGGUUGUAAGUCAAGGCUGGCAGGCAGACCCAAACACAAGAAUGGUAAUGCCCAGAAAGCCAGAUCCUCCCCCAGUUUCCAUGGUUCCUAACGAGCAGCAGUUGGCCAGACUCACUGACUAUGUGGCUUUCCUUGAGAACUGAUAGAAUCCCAGCCUGGAGACGUCCCGGUUAGCAAGAGCCCUUUGUUCUGGGCCUUAAAGCCACGGAAUCCCCUUGUCUUGGUUGUGAUCCAAUGUCUUUGACAGCAAAUCAGCUGGAAUGGUGUUUAUAGGUUUUUGUACCGUGCAUUGUUCAUCCAGGCUCUGUUAGCAGGAUUGUCUACGGGAUGGAUUGCAAGACAAAAACAAACAAACAAACUUGGAAUGUGAGAUAUGCCAGACAUGCUGUUUUCAGUAUACAUUGUGUCCUUUGAACCCAUUUUACAUGAAAUACUUUUGAUUGCUGUCUGCCCCUUGUCUGACGGGUCAUUCUUCACCCUAUUUAGUAUGCCAUAUUGUUCUGUAGCAAAGUAGCAAUCUAAGCUUUACUGCAACAGAAUAAUGCAGCACUUACAGUAAAGAGCUUCGUUCUAAUCGGAUUCCAGUUGACUGAUGCUUCCAACAGAUUGUGCAUUUCUUCCCCUCUACUUAGAAAACAUGUUAUAUGGUAGAACAGCUGAGCAGAAUUAUUUCAGUUUACCGGCAGGUUUUCACAGGUUUCUUUAUUGCCAUCAUCCCAGGUGAUUUUUUUCAAGUCCAGUUAAUUGUGUUCCAAAAGAGGAUACUGUGCCUUUAAGGUCAGGUAUCACAUUUAAAAAAGUAAAGGCUAAUUUUCAAUGCAAAUAAGUUAAACAGUUUGAAAAGUCAAAGGGUGCGUUUUCAGUAAGGCUUUCUAAAGCACUUGCUUUACGUAUGCAGUACACUUUUUGUAAUCUUGUGGUUUAACUAGCAGGUUCACACCUUGCUGGUUCAGAAUUCCACUGCGUUCACACUGACUCCCUUAAAUAAUAAUAUCACUGGAGAUGCACCAACUAGCCCUGUGUUACCUGUAUUAAUGUAAAUGUUUUACAUUUAUUGUUUGUUUUUGUGAGUAGAGAAAAUGCACUGCUGAAAGUAAAAUCAAAAGCAAAUAGAAUUAUCUUCUGGUUUUAAAAUACCUA